AUGCCCCAAGAAGCGUCCCAACCCCUUAGGGGAUAUCAGCUGACCGCGUCGCAGGUCGCGUAUCUCAGAACACGCGUCGACCAGUACCGCGACAAGAAGAAGAAAGCUGCGAAGGAGAAGGUGGCGGCCUCCUGUGCUCGUGCAUUAAAGGAGGACUACGAGCAGAUGGUUCACCAAUCCAUGUCGUCGGAGAUGGAGAAGUCGUUGCGCAAGGCCGUGGCGCACUGGCUGGAUCAAAACGCGCUCUCCACCAAGGGCGCCCCCAAACACAUCUGGGGGAUACGUUGGCAUGCGCGCCUGGUGUUCCAGCAUUCCAACGCCCGCGCCAUCAUGUACCUCGCCAGAGUCCUCGCUUCAGGCCCAAACCCCAACAUCCCCAACCUUCGUGAUUUGUAUGAAGAUCCCGACCUUGUCAUCCCCCCAAACGAGACACACACCGAUCUCUUACCCCCCGAGUCCGAUGAGGAGGACGACGAGGCCGACGACGACGACGACGAUGGCGUGCCGGCCACUCCUUUCACCAAAUAUCAAACCGCCACGACACUUCUCUGGGGGGCUCUCACUGAGGCGGAGCGUGCCCAAUACACGACCAAGGCUGAGGAGUGGAGGAUGCAGGGACCGCCCCUCGAGGAGAAGCUCCGAUGCGCAGAUCGUUUCAUUCGUGGUCGAUGUAUGGAUUUCGCUAUCGCUUUACAUAAUGACAUGGAUGCACGCGUUUGGUUGAUGGUUGGCUUCCGCGACUUGAAGAAGGAACCCGUGGCCCUGAAGGUGGAGUUCAACAAAGAACUCGGAGGAUGUAAGGAGGCAUUCUCGUCGGUAUACGCAGAUGAGACUGAUGACUUGGUGGAAAUGUGGAGGGAUUGGGUGAGUGAGGUUUAUGGUGAGGAGGCCAGGGGGGAGACCGAGAAAGGAAAGGUUUCUCGGGUGAGAGGGAGACCGUUGGUGACUCUGGAGUGUGACGAGCACGGGAGACCUCUCCUCCCCCCUCUCUCCGCUCAGCCACCGAGGGUGAACCUCAACACAUGGCUGGGAGACAUCUUUCGCAGCUACUUUACGCGGUACUACGUCAUCCACGUCACGGGUAAAGCCCUCCCGGAGGAGGUACCUCCAAACAGUGGCCGGCUAUCUGCCCCUUGGUCCGCCCUCAAGGAACACAAUGAGCUGUGCUUCGACGAGGAGUGCUUGGACAAAGACCUUUGGGGUCUGUUUAAGGAUCCCGCGCAUAUGAAAGUGGGUCCCCAGAUGAUGUACUACAAACAUCUCUUCGCCCGCCAGGAAGACCCUUCGGUCGAUGAAGUCUUUCGUUUCAAGCUUGCCCCUGUCAGGUCGCCCAAAGGUGCGCACGCUAGCAACGACAUGACCGGGUACGAUUUUGUACCUCCUCAUGCAAGAGAGGAGGGAACGGCCCUCCAAGGCCUCGUCAAACAGAACAAGUCGAACAAGAAGCGUGCAAAGGGCAAGAGGGUUGAUCGUGGUCCAUUUGUAGACGGUGCUGCUUUCGAGGGCUUCUCCCCCGAUCGUCCUUCAUCGCCAGGGGGCUUUGAGGGAUUUUCCCCACCGCCUCAAUCGUCACCUCUUGGGUUUCGGGGGUUUAGCCCAGCUCCUUCCCCCUCCUCGUCUACCUUUUUUGGCGGGUUUUCCCCUCCUGAUUCCCCCCACACUGUCCAAUCGUUGUUCGGUGGAUUCUCGCCUCCACCUUCAUCCCCUCGACAUAGCAAUUUCUCCGGGUUCUCCCCACCACCUCAGUCCCCAAACAGAUCUUUUACUUUCUCGCCACCUCCUCCCACGCCCAAUCAAUUUAGACGCCCUUCGUCCACUCGACCGCCAUCGCCCGCAAGGUUUGCUUUCUCACCGCCUCCUACGUCCACACGAUCUCCGACCCCCGACUCAACUUUUGCUUUCUCUCCGCCUCCUGCCUCGGGCGACGAGCAGCUUGGCGAUGACCUUCCGUCCACGCCAGCAUCCGCAAGGUCGAUUUCAAGAAAUCGACCCCCGGGUAAGACUCCAGGCAGUUCUCGUGUUCCCAAGAACAUUGGCUCCGGUUUGGAGGCCUUACCGGAUGACGUCCUCAAGCUACCUCGCACCACCCGAGCCGGGGAGGGAGGGGAGGGAGGGGAGGGAGGCGAUGACAUAGUUGCUUUGGACUCAUUUUCAUUCACUCUUGCAUUUGGCGUCUUCAUUGUCUCUGGCAUUUCCUAA
Coprinopsis cinerea okayama7#130 is the source of this 2199-nucleotide messenger RNA. RefSeq lists its product as hypothetical. The transcript has 6 exons. Bases 1 to 2199 code for a protein of 732 amino acids. The record is from RefSeq and is a predicted model, not a curated record. Lineage: Eukaryota; Fungi; Basidiomycota; Agaricomycetes; Agaricales; Psathyrellaceae.